ACUUAUCUAGCGGUGAAAGCUAGCCUCCCAGACAUCCUCGUCUCUGCCGGAAGCAGAGAAGAGGCUAAAAUGGCGAUAAAAAUGGAUAAGACGACGAUCAUCGUGUGCUCAGUGGUAGGGUCUCUAGGUGUGUUGAGUGCCAUCUUGUGGUUCUUUGCAGAGAGGACAAAGCUCCCUCGUGUACUGGAGUGUGGAGACGUCUGCAUCUGCCCGCUGAACCCGGCGCUCGGGCUGGGGGUCCGCGCCGCCACCUUCCUGCUGGUGGCCCAGAUCACCUUCUCGGCGGCCGGUGGCUGCUGCGGCUGCUGCAAGUCCCGCUCCAUCCCUUCGGAGACCAAGCGGAUCGUCGGCAUCGUGUGCGCCGUCUUCUCUUGGAUAGCGGCGGUGAUCGCGUGGGCGCUGCUCAUAGCUGCAGCGUUGUCCAACGUGGUGCGGGAUCCCGCGUCGUUGUGCCCCUACGUCAAGAACGGCAUCUACGCCUGCGCGGGAGUGCUCGCCCUCGCCGCCACAGCGCUCGGCAUCACCUCAUUCUCCAUGCUGCGUCGCCAGCCGGUGGCGCCGGCAGCGGCCGUCGUCGGGGCCGGGGCACCAAACAAGCCAGGCGAGCAAUCGCCGCCGCCUGCCAUUGUUGUUAUGGGCCAGCCUCUGUUUCCACAAGCGAGUACUCCUGAGCCACAGCAGCCUUCGGAGUCUCAUCAGGUUCCUCCUAAUGCUGCCCAUCCGCGAGAAUACGGAGAAGCACCACAGAACCCACAGUCCCCUCCUCCUGCUGCUGCUCGAGACAAUGGCCCCACCUCCCACGCAUCGAACCAGGAGUUCCCUGCUCAAGAGCGCCCAGCUGAUGCGGCAGCGGCACCGCCGGCGGUGGCAUCCGCACCUCCAGAAGCAGGCCGUCCAGGAGAGCUGCCGCCACCGCCACCGCUCGGGGUCGCGGUGGGCCAACCGGUGGCCCAGCUCCCGCUGCAUCAACUACACGUGCCGAAUGUUAUUCCAGCGCCUCAGGUCGGCGUGGAGAUUCGGGUCUGUUAGUUAAUCUACUACUUACCGUUGCAUAAACUGCAUGUAGAUUGAGUCAUAGGUUGUUAUCGGGUCAUGGGUGGCCAGAGGCGUGCUUGUUCACGGCGUGGCCCGAGUCAUUCGCGUUCUUGUUUGAGCGCCACGGCGUGCAGGGCGGCACGUAGCGCACGCGUUGGAAAAACGGCGCGUCGUGCACCUUGCGCAUCGUGGCGUGGAGUCCGGGCAUCCAAUGCCCAUGUAUGCAUGUUCCCUUUCAUAUAAAUGCAUAACGAAAAACCGAGAAGGCUGC
This is a messenger RNA of Panicum hallii, 1306 nucleotides long. RefSeq names its product vegetative cell wall protein gp1-like. Bases 70 to 1029 code for a protein of 319 amino acids. The record is from RefSeq and is a predicted model, not a curated record. The transcript is spliced from 3 exons. Lineage: Eukaryota; Viridiplantae; Streptophyta; Magnoliopsida; Poales; Poaceae.